AUGGUCUCUGAAGAAGAUAAAACUAAGGCUGAUGCCCUCAAAGUUUUGGGUAACAAGGCCCUUCAACAAAAUCAUUACGAUGAAGCUAUCAAACUUUACACACAGGCCAUCGAACUCAACCCAAACAAUGAAAUCUACUACGCCAAUCGUGCUCAGGUAAACAUCAAGGAAGAAAGCUACGGUCUGGCUAUUGAAGAUGCUACCAAGGCCAUUGAAAUCAACCCCAAGUACAUGAAAUCUUAUUAUCGUCGUGGUGUCGCUCUUGCUGCCAUUUUCCGCCACUCGGAAGCCCUCAAGGACUUUAAGAUCGUUGUCACUAACGUCCCAACUGAUAAACAUGCACAAACUAACCUGACAUCAUGUCAAAAAAUCAUCCGUGCAAAGGCCUUUGCACGGGCCAUUGAAGUCCAAGAUGCUCCUUCUACAAUCGAGUCAAUCAACCUGAAAUCAAUGGCAGUUGAAGACUCAUACGAUGGUCUCCCCCUUGAAAUAGAUUUCCAUGGAGGAAAGACUGAAUCUGCUUCUACCAAUGGAACUUCUUCCGAGAAAAUGAGCGAGUCACAGGCUCUUGCCAAAAUAAGGUCACUUCUUAGCACUUUUGACGUUAAGGUCACCAAGGAAUUUGUGGCCGACAUGCUCGAUCGUUUUAAAAAUGGAAAACUGAUACAUCGCAAGUAUCUCUUUGCCAUUGUCAUGCAGGCCAUGAAACAUUUUAUUAAUGAUCCCACCCUAGUCGAACUCCAAGUCACCAACCCCCUCAAGAAGUUUACAAUCUGUGGUGAUACCCAUGGUCAGUUCUUUGAUCUCAUGAAUAUUUUUGAGAAAAACGGAUACCCCUCUGAAUCACACGCUUAUCUUUUCAAUGGUGACUUUGUUGACCGCGGCUCUUGGUCUACCGAAAUUGCCAUUCUCUUUUAUGCUUACAAGUGUCUGUAUCCCAACUCUUUCUUCCUUAAUCGCGGUAACCACGAGGCCGAUGAUAUGAAUAAGAUGUAUGGCUUUGAAGGUGAAUGCAAGGCCAAGUACAAAUCUGAUAAUAUUUUCAAGCUCUUUUCUGAGUCUUUCUGCCUGCUCCCACUGGCAACUCUUAUUAACAAUUCUUACCUGGUUCUCCAUGGCGGUCUCUUCUCUAAGGAUGGUGUUACCUUGGAUGAUAUCCGCAAGAUUGACCGCUUUGGCCAGAAACAACCAGGUAACUCGGGUCUCAUGAUGGAGAUUCUAUGGACCGAUCCUCAGACUGCUCCUGGCCGCUCCCAGUCUAAACGUGGUGUUGGCAUCCAGUUUGGACCUGAUGUCACUGAAAAUUUCUGCAAGCAAAACAAGCUCAAGGCUAUCAUUAGAUCACACGAAGUGUGCAUGGAUGGCUAUGAAAAGGUUCAUGACUGUCCUGACGGCAAGCUCUACACUGUCUUUAGUGCCCCCAACUACUGCGAUUCUCAAGGUAACAAGGGUGCUUACAUUAACAUUGAAGGACCAAAUCACGAGCUGGAUUUUACCACUUUUGAAGCUGUUCCUCACCCAGACGUUAAACCAAUGGCUUAUGCCAACAAAUUUAUGUUUUAG
Magnusiomyces paraingens is the source of this 1563-nucleotide messenger RNA. RefSeq lists its product as uncharacterized. The record is from RefSeq and is a predicted model, not a curated record. Bases 1 to 1563 code for a protein of 520 amino acids. NCBI's taxonomy places the organism in Eukaryota, Fungi, Ascomycota, Dipodascomycetes, Dipodascales, Dipodascaceae. Gene Ontology annotation, molecular function: protein serine/threonine phosphatase activity; protein binding. Gene Ontology annotation, cellular component: cytosol; nucleus. The transcript has a single exon.